UGAAAGGAAGCAUGAGUGCGGCACGAGAUUACAAAGUCGUUAUGAUGGUUCUCUUUGCAAUGAUGACGGACAUAGGCGCUGAAGGCUCCUAUUCUGAGGAUGGGACGUCCGUCACACAGAGGGGACAGUCUGAGGGUGGAGGCCCCAGCCCGUAUCCCAACACACGGGACACUGACAGAGGGAUCCCCCUUGUGACAACUGCCCCUCCCCUGAAUGUCCCCAACCAUCACACUCUCUACAAGGGCUUCCUCCUUCAGGAGUCCCUCCAAGGACAGCGGCAUUUCUUUGAGGACAGUGGGGGUGUGGAUACCCACCCCACUAUGCCACCAUCAGGUCCCCACUUUGCCAGAGACCCCUCCUCCACUCACACGGUGCCACACAAGGAAGCGCUGGCUUUCUCCGAUGUUGCCUCAACCACUACCACUGUGGCAACAGCCACGUCACCGUUGGCAACACAGGGUAGCUCUGUUCCAGGGGGGCGUGUCUCUGUGACUCAGAGAGGGGCGUUGACCAAUAGCAGGGGGAAGACAGAGGAAGAAGCUGAUGCCAUGGAUACUCUGACCACUCCUGUCAUGCACACCUCUGCCCUCCCUCCCCACUCAAACACCCACAACCUGCCUGCUCCUAUGGGUGACAGGCACUCUGAGAUCCCUUCCCCAUCCACCAUGACUCCCCCAGCCUUGACCACUCUAGUGGAGAAGGAUAAAGGGAAGUCAGCAGAACACAACAUGAACCAUGCCAGUGAUGGUGCACCGAUGGACACUUCUGCAGUAUCUGGUGAUGUGGAUGAUGAGACCACUACGACCACUAUAACCACAACCACCACCAUCACCACCAGCCUGCCCAACCCAGUUCCCUGUAUAUUCAACCUGACAGCACCAGAGGGCUACAUAGAGACGCCCCAGCCGUCCAGCUCUCAUUACUACUCUUCUGUGGACUGCACCUACACCGUCACGGUCUACACGGGCUAUGGAGUAGAGAUACAGGUGAUGAACGUGAGCCUGUGGGAGGGGGAGCGGGUGACGUUUGAGGAAGUGGGGGGCGGGGAGCCCUCUGUUCUGGCCAACGAGUCUAUACUGUUGAAGGGCCUGGUGGUACGCAGCUGGAGCAACCAGAUCACCAUCCACUUUCACAGCCAGAGACAGGCCCAGCCUGGGUCCUUCCUGCUCAGAUACCAAGCCUUUGUGUUGAGCUGUACCUUUCCCCAGCGGCCGGCCUGUGGGGAUGUGUCUGUGAGCAGCCUCCACUCUGGGGGAGAGGCCUACUUCUACUGUCUGACUGGGUACCAUCUGCAGGGAACCAACACACUGACCUGUCUCAACGCCAGCACCCCCUACUGGAGCGGCACAGAGCCGCAGUGCCAUGCUGCUUGUGGUGGCAUUGUCCGGAAUGCCACGGUUGGACGCAUUGUGUCACCCGGUUUCCCUAGCAACUACAGCAACAACCUGACAUGCCAUUGGCUGCUGGAGGCCCCAGAGGGACAGCGAGUGCACGUCCACUUUGAGAAGGUGGCCCUGGCAGAGGACGAUGACAGGCUUCUGAUCAAAAAUGGGAAGAACAUUGACUCUCCUCCGAUGUAUGACUCAUAUGAGGUGGAGUACCUGCCCAACGAGGGCCUGGUGAGCACCUCCAGACCCCUCUUCAUAGAGCUCACCACUGAUGGUGCAGGCACCUCCACCGGCAUCGCCAUCAGAUACCAAGCGUUUGCAGUGGGACACUGCUACGAGCCGUUCGUCAAGUACGGUAACUUCACCAGUAAUGACAGCACGUGGGCAGUGGGGACGGUGGUAGAGUUCACCUGUGACCCUGGCUACACCCUGGAGCAGGGCUCUGUCAUCAUUGAGUGCAUGGACCACAACAACCCCCAGUGGAACGAGACUGAGCCCGCCUGCAGAGCUGUAUGCAGUGGAGAGAUGACGGACUCUGCUGGAGUGGUCCUGUCUCCUAACUGGCCAGAGGCCUACGAUAGCGGCCAGGACUGCAUCUGGGGGAUUCACGUGGAGGAAGACAGGAGGAUCAUGCUAGACAUCCAAGUCCUCAACAUAGGGAAGAACGAUCUGCUGACGUUCUAUGAUGGAGAUGACCUGACUGCUACGGUGCUGGGCCAGUACGGCGGCUCACGGCCACACUUCAAACUCUACACCUCCAUGGCCGACGUCACCAUUCAGUUCCAGUCUGACCCGGCCACCAACAUCUACGGCUACGGCAACGGCUUUGUGGUGCACUUCUUCGAGGUGCCUCGUAACGACACGUGUCCAGAGCUCCCAGAGAUCACCAACGGCUGGAAGAGCACCUCCCACCCUGAGCUGGUCCAUGGCACUGUGGUCACCUACCAGUGCUACCCAGGUUUCCAGCUGGUGGGUACAGAACUGCUCAUGUGCCAGUGGGACCUGACCUGGAGUGGAGACCUGCCCAGCUGUGAGAGAGUGCUGUCGUGUGCCGACCCAGGUACUGUGGAGCACAGUCGCAGGGUGAUGUCCAGCCCGCGUUUCACUGUAGGCUCCACCAUCCAAUACAUCUGUAACAAGGGCUACACUCUCUCUGGAAACAGCCUGCUCUCCUGCUACAACCAUGGCUCCUCCGGACCUAAAUGGAGCGAGAGGCUACCCAAAUGUGGCUCGGUGACCUAUGAGCCUUGCAGGAACCCUGGUACCCCGUCUUACAGCACCCAGACCUCAGAGAAGCCUCUCUACCAGGCCGGGGAGACGCUGAGCUUCUCCUGCCUCAGAGGCCAUGAGCUGCUGGGGGAGCCUGUCCUCCGCUGUGUCCCUGGACACCCUUCACAGUGGAGCAGCCUACCCCCUGUCUGCGGAGCCUCCUCAAUGGAGUUUAUAAAUGAACGCAGGUUAGACACUGCCAGUGCAGACUACAUCAUGGAGCGAGCCAACAUAGCUCUAACAGUCUUUAUACCAGUGGCCCUCAUCAUGGUCUUCAUCAUUGGGAUCUACCUCUACUUCUCUAAGGUUCAGGGGAAGCCUCUGUGUCUUCCCAUGUCCACCUCCUUACCAUAUGACCACAUCCCAGGAGAGUCCACCUUCGACAACUCCCUCUACAAAACAGAGACUAUGGUACGUUCUGAUACAGAGAUAUUCACUGGUUCUUUAAGAUGCCUGUUGGAAUUAGUAAGCCCCCCAAAAGGUUGAAAUCAGGUGCUGUCAUCCGUGUCUGAGAUUAUGCACUUAAAGCACCAUCUGGUUUGCCAUAUUGCAGGUUCAUUCACCAAAUCUAAUGUACCAUUAGGUGAUGUUAUAGAAAUAGGUUUGACGGGUGUAAAUCUAUACUCCGUUCAACUUCAGUCAUUGACAAGGGCCAUUUCAUUACACCUGAUGCAAACAAAAGGUUUCCUAGUUCAUUUGACAAAGCAUAGAUUUAUUUUUGUGCAAUGACAUUGUUCAGACAUGGGUUCAAAUAGUACUUGAAAGAUGUCAAAUAUUUUACCCAGGUCUGAUGUUUUCAUGCUCAUGCUUUCAGAUAACUAACAAUUGUCUCUCUGCCUGUUUGUUUCUCUAUCCUUUCAUGACUGCACUC
Molecule: messenger RNA, 3528 nt
Organism: Salvelinus fontinalis (brook trout)
Lineage: Eukaryota; Metazoa; Chordata; Actinopteri; Salmoniformes; Salmonidae
Product: seizure protein 6-like
Exons: 16
Coding region: 12-3143 (1043 amino acids)
Biological process (GO): synapse maturation; regulation of dendrite development
Cellular component (GO): neuronal cell body; endoplasmic reticulum; dendritic spine
Source: RefSeq, a predicted model, not a curated record